AUGGACGCAGAAUUGAGCCAGGUCAAGAGGGAAACAGAUGCUUUUGUGCGAAAUUUGGACGCGUCGAAGAAACAGAAUGCGAUUGUGGAGAGAAAGAAGAGGAAAGGAGUCGAUAUGGAGCUAAAGAUCGAAGAUCGUUUUCAAAAGAAAAUGCGAAAGGUUGUCGAAAAGAAAGAGAGAAAGACACAACUCGCUGCCAAACUCUUCGCUUGA
Oikopleura dioica is the source of this 213-nucleotide messenger RNA. Lineage: Eukaryota; Metazoa; Chordata; Appendicularia; Copelata; Oikopleuridae. The record is from the annotation of a GenBank genome assembly.